Molecule: messenger RNA, 1480 nt
Organism: Otolemur garnettii (small-eared galago)
Lineage: Eukaryota; Metazoa; Chordata; Mammalia; Primates; Galagidae
Gene: PAQR7
Product: progestin and adipoQ receptor family member 7
Exons: 2
Coding region: 338-1378 (346 amino acids)
Biological process (GO): response to steroid hormone
Cellular component (GO): plasma membrane
Molecular function (GO): nuclear steroid receptor activity; steroid binding
Source: RefSeq, a predicted model, not a curated record
UGGCAAUCUAUGCUGUGGAUAAUAUUGUAAUUUCCAUGAGAGAGCUAAGGAUCCGAUAUGGUGAGUCACUUGUCUAAAGUCAUACAACUAGCAUGUUAUGGAAUCAGGAGUCAAACCUGGUUUGUCGGAUCUGAAGUCCAUCUCCUUUGUGAGCUUUUAUAGAGUCUGUUUUCUUCUUUAUUUCUAAUUUCUUCCCAUUCUGAUUCCCACUGAGUAGGGGACAGGAGCCAGCCAAGUUCGCCUGACCUCGGUCAACCAGGCCUUGCACACUUGGUCCCAGCCCAGCUUUGCUAUUGCCUUGCUGUGUGAUCUUGGCGCCCUCCCCAGGCCCACAGCCAUGGCCAUAGCCCAGAAGCUCAGCCACCUCCUGCCCAGUCUGCGACAGGUCAGCCGGGAGCCUCAGCCAUCUGUGCAGCUAGAGCCCAUCUUCACGGUGGGCCGAGCGGAGGUGCCACCCCUUUUCUGGAAGCCGUACAUCUACGUGGGCUACCGGCCACUACAUCAGACCUGGUACUUCUACUUCUGCACACUGUUCCAGCAGCACAAUGAGGCGGUGAAUGUCUGGACCCACCUACUGGCAGCCCUGGUGCUGUUGCUGCGGCUGGCCGUGUUUGCCAGGACUGUGGACUUCUGGGGAGACCCGCAUGCACUGCCCCUCUUUAUUAUCAUCCUGGCCUCCUUCACCUACCUCUCCUUCAGUGCCGUGGCGCACCUCCUGCAGGCCAAAUCUGAGUUCUGGCAUUACAGCUUCUUCUUCUUGGACUAUGUGGGGGUGGCCGUGUACCAGUUUGGCAGCGCCUUGGUGCACUUCUACUAUGCCAUCGAGCCUGUUUGGCAUGCCAAGGUGCAGGCCUUUUUCCUGCCCAUGGCUGCCUUUCUUGCCUGGCUGUCCUGCACUGGCUCCUGCUACAACAAGUUCAUCCAGAAACCAGGCCUGCUGGGCCGCAUUUGCCAGGAGGUGCCAUCGGCACUGGCCUAUGCGCUGGACAUCAGCCCUGUAGUGCACCGCAUCUUGGUGUCCCCUGGCCCUGCCAUGGAUGACCCGGCCCUUCUCUACCACAAGUGCCAGGUGGUAUUCUUUCUGCUGGCUGCUGCUUUCUUCUCUACCUUCAUGCCUGAGCGCUGGUUCCCAGGCAGCUGCCACGUCUUCGGGCAGGGCCACCAACUGUUCCAUGUCUUCUUGGUGCUGUGCACACUGGCUCAGGUAGAGGCUGUGGCGCUGGACUAUGAGUCUCGGCGGCCCAUCUACGAGCCUCUGCACACCCACUGGCCCCACAACUUCUCUGGCCUCUUCCUGCUCACUGUGGCCAGCAGUUUCCUCACCGCGUUCCUCCUGAGCCAGCUGGUACGGCGCAAACUUGAUCAGAAGACCAAGUGAAGGGGGUUGCAGCUGGUAGGGAGGGAGGUAUAGUGGGGGGACAGGGGUCUGGGCUUGGCUCCAGAUGGGAACAAGUCCUGGUAAAGAUGUUUGUGUCUGGCC